UUAUAAACUUUUGACAGGAGAAGGAUCCACAUUUAUAAGAAAUGGUCAAAUCGAGGGCCCAGAUUCAGAGAGAAUACAGACAGCGCCUGAAAGAAAAAAACAAUGAAGCUUAUCUUCAAAAGGAAAGGGAGAAACGGAAACAAAAUUAUGAACCUAGUAGUCAAUUAUCUCGAAGAAAGAGGAGACAAAGAAACGAAUAUAACAGAGAUUACCUAAAACAUUAUAGAGCAAGAAAAAAAGAGGUAUUAGAAUUAAUCCAUGCCAAUAACCAGCAGAUUGAACCCUCCACAAGUGGAUAUGAAAGUGGAACAUCGUCUGUCAUUCCUACUGAAAACCGACUACUGGUCCAAAUGAGAUUCCAGAAGAAAGCCAAUGGUCCGAAAAUGAGAAUAAGCAAAGAAUUAACUAAAAUAAAGGCCGAAAUGAAAAGUCUACAAGCCAAGCAUGAAAAUUUAAAGAGGAAGUACAGAACAACUGCGCGCUCUUUGCAACGAGUGAAACGAAAAAAAGUUGACAAAAACACAAGUACACCAAGAUCCAAAACUGAACAGCAACUCGAUGAAAUGAACUUAUCAGCUGAACAGAGAAGCAGUGUCAGAAAAGAACUACUUUUUGUUAUACAAUUUGUAAUGAAAUUAGAUCAGCAGGAGAGGGAACAUCGACUCAGGCAAGAAUGAGAACUAGGAUAGUACGAAACAUUGUCUCCGGCAAAACCAUGAAAAAGUACAGGAUGAUUAAGACACUAGCACAAAGAACAGGACUCAGUAGAAAUAAACUAGCAAAAGUAGCAACUAAAGACAUCAAUAUCAAAAGGUUAUACCGAAUCCGAGAGAUGGGAAAGCAAAAAUACAAUGUAACAAGAUUUCUAGAGAGGGAUGAGAACUCUAGAGUUAUGCCAGGAAAGGCAGACUAUGUUAAAACAGAUGAUAAGAAAGUUCAGAAAAGAAUCUUGACAGACUACCUUUCAAACUUGUACCAUAAAUUUAUGAUGGAGUAUCCCACAGUGAAGCUGUCAUUUACCACCUUUACACGACUUCGUCCAAAGAAUAUUCUUCUGACAUCAUUUAUAAGAAGGGACACAUGUUUAUGUACCAAACACCAAAACAUGUCAUUUACAUUAAAAGCUGUAAAACGAUUAGGUAUAGACGUUUCUUUGAAUGCAGAAAAAGAAGUUGAAAAGCAACAAGAAAUUAUACAAGACAUGACAAAUACAGAGGCCAGUGAUGUGGUAUUUAGUCAGUGGAAAAGAGUUCAAGUAGAAGAAAAGGGCAGAACAAAAAUGACAAUGAAAGUUGUAGACAGCACAGUUGACAAAAGUGGAUUUAUAGCUCAUGUCGAAAAACAGAUGAACGAAUUCAAAGAUCAUGUAACAAGAAUACAAACACAAUAUGCACAAAUGAAAGCAUUGAAGAUAAAUCUACCAAAAAAUCAUUGCAUUGUACAUAUGGACUUUGCCGAAAACUAUCAGUGCAAAUCCGUGGAAGAGAUCCAGUCUGCCUAUUGGAAUCAGACUAGCGUGACAAUACAUCCAGUUGUAGUUUACUACAAGGUUGACGGGGAUGAGCUGCUCCACAAAAGUAUAGUAGUAAUCUCAGAUGAGAUGGGUCACAAUUCAGCAACUGUACUAUCCAUCAUCGACCAAAUUAAACCAGAAAUAAAACAGCUUCUUCUGUAG
Messenger RNA from Mytilus californianus (California mussel), 1675 nucleotides. RefSeq lists its product as uncharacterized. NCBI's taxonomy places the organism in Eukaryota, Metazoa, Mollusca, Bivalvia, Mytilida, Mytilidae. The coding region runs from base 674 to 1675 and encodes 333 amino acids. The transcript has 2 exons. The record is from RefSeq and is a predicted model, not a curated record.